CCGCAAGUGGCAGGAUUUAAGAGGGGAAUGAGGACAAAGUGGGCGUCUGAUAUUUGGGGGAUCAAUAGUUUGAUCACGGAAUAAUAACGACGCACAUUCUCUGGUUUAUUUUAACAUCGCUUACACAAGUGAUAUAAAAAUAAUAACCAUGACAGCUUUGACGAAGCCGAAUAAUAUACUUUCUAAGGAGACUUUCAUAAAAUCUCAAUCGCCGCAGCUCGAAUACGAACCGGAUGAAAAGCCAACUUUACUCGAGGAGAAGAUUGAGAUCGAAUCUGAUUGGGCGAAGAGGGAGUGCAUCAAACUCUGGUGCUUCGCGCUCUUUAUGAGCUUUACGAUGGCGAUGAUACUGAUGGGAGUCAUCAUGACAAUAUACCAGCGAAUCCCACUCAUGCCCGCGAGCCGCUUGCAUGGCUUCUGCUCCGUGUCCGUGCCGAUGAUCAACGACAUGACCGAUAGCUACCGCGUGCUGCCCCUGAAAUGGAUCGACUCGCCGGAGUUGCAGCUGGUGGACACGAUGCCUGGACACGACAACUACAUCAACGCGCUCACCGAGCAGCUGGACCUGGGGCAGGCGCUGGAGAAGAUAGCCGUCAGCAACCACGGCCGCCGCGUCGACUUCAUCCACGACUUCAACGAUAACACCACUGGCAUCCUGGACGACGAGCGCUGCUUCAUGAUGACGCUGGACUACGACGUGGUGAUGCCCCCGGAGCUGUUCGCGUCGGCGCUGGACGAGGGGCUGCUGUUCGACGUGUCGCGCCUGCGCGCCAACGUGCAGGCGCGCGCGCCCAACGCCGACGAGAUGCUGCGCUUCGCUGGCGACCUGUUCGCCAGCUGCCGCGGCAAGCCCGCCUACAUGCUGCGCGACACGGCGGGCAGCAUCCGCAAGCGAUCAGUGGACGAGCCGGACGCCGACUACAUCCACUUCUCCGGCAAACAUGUGCUCGAGCUGAAGAUCGACAACCUGGCCGAGCUGCUCGCGCUCGAGCAGAAGAACAACACCAAGUAAUUGGUAGCGGAGAGUACGAUACCAGCUUUACGUUAACCAACACUUCUCUGAUGAUAUUUUUUUUUUUCAUUAAGUUAUGAUCAUAAUAGGCUAUGCAACAUUACAUCGUCGAUCAAGAACAGUAUAAUUAUUAUUAUUAAUUUAUUUUGUUAUUUAUUUUUUUUAUUAUUAUUAAUUUAUUUAUUAACUUUGCAGGACAUAAAUGGAACACUUCCUACAAAGUGUCGCCUUGUGUCUGUAUUUAGUAUCAAAUACAGACAUGUGUACUAAUGUUAUGUUACUACGUAUACCAAGGCGAUGAACCAAUGUGACGCUACUAGAUCCGACAAAUAUCAUCUUACGGAUGGAUCGUUAGCAGUUUCAUGGAUUAAUCAAUUUUAGCUUUAAAGUAAACUUUAUUAAGUAUACAGUAAGAAUACAGAAUAUCAGAUUUGGUUAACGUAAAUGCGACAUAUUUGUUUGUAACAGGCAAAAUGUUUGCCUCCUUGGCCAAGAUACUAACGUUGCCACUUAGAAGUUAACACGUCCCAUUUGUGGCACAGAUUAUAUAUUCUAUAUGUGUAUUUUUGACUUUCUCGUCAAAUACAUUGGAGUAAUUUACGUUACAUCCAAUUGGCGAGCAAAGUUUUUAUUCUAUUAGUGUUAGUUAUAAGACGAAGAGGUAAUAUUUUUAGUUUUAUUGGGCAAAGUGAGCCACCAAGCAUCGCUUGGAAAUGGCUUGCACUAUCUUAGAUUUAACAGGCAAAAAAAAAAUCAUGAAAAAAUUAAUUAAAUUGAUUAAAAUUAGUUUGGUAGUGUAGACAGCGUUCGAACACACUACAUCUGUUUCCUUACUUCAAUAUAUUUAUGGCGAUAUCCAAGCCACGUAGUAUAUAAGCUUAAAUUAAGAUCAAACAGAAGAAACAGACACAAUAUGCAGACAAAAGUAAAAAAAAAGAAAAAAAUGUAAAAAAAAUCCGUUCAAAUCUGAUCUACUCCUGCUCACACCCACAGCUAUAAACCUAGUUGCAAAUAAAUUAUUGUUUAUUUAGAUUUCUCUGUAUUUUUGACUAUGUUUUUUUUGCAAUAAAAUACAUAUAUUAUGUUCAUAAUAGAAUAACUAUUUUAUCUAAGGUACAUUUUUGAUAUUCGUACAUCUGACAAAAAAAUAUCUAUCAAAAUAUUUUGUUUGGUUGAAUGCAUUUAAAGAAAAAUAUAAAUAUGCAUAAAUUAAUCUAAAUUGACAGGUAUAAAAAGGAUGUUGUCUUUUCACAGAAGUUUUGAGAAAAUUAUAGUAAAAUGAAUAAAAAAUAUCAUAAGAAUAAAAGAGACAACAAAAUAGAGCCGUCCCAUUUCGAUGAUAUUAAGAAAAAGGUGAAGGUAACUGCCGCGUGCUGAGCAAAAACCGAGGUCCUGGGUUCGAAUCCUGGGUCGGGUAAUGGAAUAUUGAGCUUUUGUUGUUGCACCCACGUGUCUCGAAGAGCACAUUAAGCAGUCGGUCCCGGUGAUAUCCGCUAGACGCCAACCCACAUCGGAGCAGCGUGGUGGGUCUAAGCCCCACUAUACUUUAUAAAGACGAAGGUUAGGCCCCUAAGUGGGCCGUUAAAAUAGGCUGAUAAUGAUGAAGAAAAAGGUGUCCAUAUUUCUGUCAAUUUAGGUUUUGUAUGUCAAUAUUGGUGCUAAUGCUGUUGUACCAAAAUCUCCAUGAUUAUUUGUCAGCAUUUCGACAAUUAAUAGCAUCCACGUUGCAUUGUCAAAAGUUACAACGAUUGUUGGAUCUAUCAAUUUAGAUUAAUGAUUUAGGUACAACAAAAUUGGCAUAAAUACGGGGCUUGGCCUGAUAACUAAUGCGAAGAGGAUCAAGUAGAAAAAUAUUUUCAAUCACAAGAAUCACUCUAAUGUUUAUAGAGUCAGAGUUAAUUCAGAUGAUUUUGAAAUAAGUAAUAUAAAAAUAUAUUACACUAAUGAAUUGUAGUUUAUAAAUAUGACUACGUUUAAUGAAAUCUUGGACAAUACGUUAAGAGUGAAAUUCAACGUAAUCUUUGUCUGAAAGGCAAAAUGACUUAUUUCGAAAGAGUACUGGAAAAUUAUUUUUCAAAUGUUCCGAUGAAAAUCUCAUAUUUUUGAUUAGUGCCAUUUUAUGCAUUUAAUUAGUUAUAGUUUAAAAUAUUUUAGUUUAUAAAGAAGACGCUAUUAAUUAGUUCCUUUAUAUUUAAAAAAUAAUUAUAAUAUUAUGUUAUUUUCCUAUUAUUAUAAAUGUAAGUAGGUAGACGCACAUGUUUCUCUAAUUCUACCUUUAAAAGUUUUUUUUUUUAAUUUUUAGACAAUGGUGCUAAUUUUAUAGUCAAACGUCUCAAAUGUAUACUAAAUUGAUUAAAAAAAAUAUUGCUACGGCAAGUAUUUAAAGAAAUAAUUCUAGUUUUACAUAAGUCGGGCUACAGACCUUCAAUUUUAUCUGCGCAGUUUUAAUUGUACAGUAAUAUCUAAUUGAAAAAUCAAAAUCGUUAGAAAAACCGAUAGACAUAAAUGUUGUCAAUUUAGAGACUUUUCUACGGAAUUAGUGCAACUUGAUCACUAGAUUGUGGCCCAAGUGACAGUUUGUAUCAGUCGCUAAGAGAGAUGUGCCCUAAUAUUUAAACAUUUUGUUUUAAAGGUUUAUUUUUAACUUAAACAAAACCAUUUCAUAUCAUACAAAAUAUGUAUAUUUAAGUAUUAUUAAAAUUAAAGAAACUAUACUACUAAUUGUAUAAUAGUUUUUAUAACUAUAUUAUAUACUGUGAUCUCAUUAAAAUCGUAUUUUAGGUAAAAUUUAUUUUUAUUAUUUCUAUUUAGUUUUAGGUACCUAAUGAUAUUCUAUCUGUACCUAUCGCUUAAGUAUUUCAGUCCUAUUUCAUUUGUGAUAUCCAUUCUCACCGAAUAAAAUAAAAUAUCAAUAUUAA
Messenger RNA from Bicyclus anynana (squinting bush brown), 3930 nucleotides. RefSeq lists its product as uncharacterized. The record is from RefSeq and is a predicted model, not a curated record. NCBI's taxonomy places the organism in Eukaryota, Metazoa, Arthropoda, Insecta, Lepidoptera, Nymphalidae. Gene Ontology annotation, molecular function: amyloid-beta binding. The transcript is spliced from 5 exons. Gene Ontology annotation, cellular component: extracellular exosome; plasma membrane; Golgi apparatus. Gene Ontology annotation, biological process: negative regulation of amyloid precursor protein biosynthetic process. The coding region runs from base 149 to 1012 and encodes 287 amino acids.